This is a messenger RNA of Siniperca chuatsi (mandarin fish), 2187 nucleotides long. RefSeq names its product kaptin (actin binding protein) (gene kptn). The transcript is spliced from 12 exons. Gene Ontology annotation, biological process: actin filament organization; negative regulation of TORC1 signaling; cellular response to amino acid starvation. The record is from RefSeq and is a predicted model, not a curated record. Gene Ontology annotation, molecular function: actin filament binding. Bases 541 to 1848 code for a protein of 435 amino acids. NCBI's taxonomy places the organism in Eukaryota, Metazoa, Chordata, Actinopteri, Centrarchiformes, Sinipercidae. Gene Ontology annotation, cellular component: KICSTOR complex; actin cytoskeleton; lamellipodium.
UCGGUGCGUAAUUAGGCAACACAGUCAGAAGUUCAAAAUCGAUUAAUGGUACGAAUUGUAGUUGUUUAACUUGAAAAUAAUGACCAGGGCGGAUUUAUUUAAAGUCAGUCAGCACGUAGCAACGUUUCAGCGACAGAAUUAAGACAUCGGCCAUACAAAGAAAAGCACUUUUUGUCAGGAACAGCCUUAUUUUCCUCUUGGCUGGAUCGUUUAUGAGCACUAAAUGCUAUAUAUCCAACACACGUGAACGCAGCUCAUCCCAAACCCGGAUGUUUUGCGUCAGGAUAUUGAGAAUAAACCAGAGAAAUGUCGGAGGCUUCGGAGUUGUGAGUCAGGCGGUCAACCUAAAUCAGCUGCUGUCGCGAGUGGUAGCUAUAUUUUGAAAUUAAUGGCCGGAAAUUCCAUUUCUAAUUUGAGCUAACCUGACGCCGUGUGAAUGGAGUUGGAGAACAGAGCAGCCACAAAACCACCAUGAACAGUCUACGUUCUUGACAUUUCUGAUCAGAUUUGUGAUUAGUGCGUUCCGGUUCGUGCUGCAGGAUGCUUCGAGAGUCGUAUCCCUUCGUGGAAGACAGUUUCAGCCGCUUCCCGUCGCAGAGCAACAUUUACGGGCUGUGUCAGGCCGGGGAGCAGGAGCUGUUAGCGGCCACUCUCAAAGGGAAGGUGCUGUGUUUCAGAUACCAGGAGCUGCAGCAAAAAAUCCGACCUGUGGCCAAGGAGGUGCAGUUCACCUACAUACCAGUUGAUGCAGAGAUUGUAUCAAUUGAUGCCUUCAACAAGUCUCCACCCAAAAGAGGCCUGGUGGUGGGCAUCACAUUCGUAAAGGACUCUGGUGACAAAGCCACACCGUUCCUGAAUAUCUACUGUGACUAUGAGCCUGGCUCAGAGUUCAACCUAGAGUCUAUUGCACAGAGUUGCCUGAAUCUGGAGUUGCAGUUCACGCCCUUCCAGCUGUACCACACAGAAGUGCAGUGUGACGAUGGAGGCAGAGAGACAGUAUUUCUGCUCAGUGGUCAUGACCAGAGGAUCCACCUGUACAAGGAGAACGCCUCCCUCCACCAGUUUGAAGAGCAGCCAGUGGAGAGACUCUUCCCUGAACUACAUCAGCUGCCCAGCAAUGUGCUGUGGUUGGAUGUGUUGGGUGUAGCUGGUGGCCGACGACUCUCAGCGUUUGGCUGUCAGAACGGCUGUGUUGGACUGGCCGUGGUCAACCAGACAGGACCAGAGGUUUUGCAGAGCUGGCGGUUCCAGUUUGACAGUCCAAUUUCUACAGUGCUGCUGUUCCCUCUGAGCUGCCAAACUGAGCCCAACCAGCCCGGUGGAGAGAAAGGUGUGGAAAUAGAAAGCUACAACCUUCUGGUAACCAGUACUAUAGAGAUGGCAGUGGUUUACAGAGAUGUCCAGGAGCGAGGCUUGUCUCGCUCUGUGUGCCUCUCAGAGAGUGACCAGUGGGACGCAGUGCUUUGUGCUCUGGUCAUUGACCUGGAUUUUGACGGGCAGAAGGAGGUGCUGUUGGGAACAUAUGGGCAGGAACUUCUUUGUUAUAAAUUCCAGCCGGCAGGGAGAGGACAAGAUGGACAGUUUCAGCUGCAGUGGAGGCGGAGCUUCAAGAGUCCUUUGCUGUCCAUCAUCUACUUAGAUUUGACCGGGGACGGUUUGCGAGAGCUGGCUGUCCUCACGCUAAAGGGACUGCAUAUCUUACAGCAUACUCUUACCAGCACUGCUGAUUUGGUCCUUGAUCGGCUCGCCCAGAGGGUGUCAGUGCUGACAGCUGGCUCUGAGCUGGACUCAGCCACAGCUCAAGACACUGAGAAGAAGGAUGUUCCAGCUAAGAAAGAGGAAUGUUAGCUCAGACGCCAUCAAUUUAUGAAAACCAGUGCCUUUGGUUUACAUGUCGAAGUCCCACUGGCUCAGAGGGAAGUGUUUGCCUUAGUUCCAGGUGUAAUGUGAAGGAUUUUCUCUGGACUAUUCCUGAACACUUACAUUUAGUUGUGAUGACAGACACUAGUUAAAAAAAAAUCAAACAUCACAUUUGCCACCAAAAACAGUAACACUCUGUGGUGCAAUACUGAAUGUAGGUAAAAGAAACAGAUUGAAGAGCUCACAUUAAGCUAUGAGGUGAUGUGCUGUAGAUACUGUAGUGUUCACUCAUGUGCAGACAAUAAAGACAGUUUGGUCUAUACAGAC